AUGAGAGGCCCCUUAGAAAAGAAAAAGCCCUAUUUUGGGCUGACAGGAGGAUGGCUUACAUUCUGGGUUACAGUCGCCUGUGCAACGGACAUGUCGUUAUUCGGUUAUGACCAGGGCGUCUUCAGUAAGCCAAUAUCAAUCUACCGCGAGAAUGAAAUCCAAUUGACAAUCUUUGAUACAGGCGGCGUGGUGAUCUCCCAGGACUACCUUGAGGUUCAUGGUCUGGUGGGAAAAACAACAAUUAGCUCAACUGUGACGGCUAUUUACGAUGUUGGCUGUUUUUUUGGAGCCAUUAUUGCCUUUACUAUUGGAGAGGCAUUAGGGCGCAAGAAGUCUAUCAUGAUUGGUACUACUGUCAUGGCCGUGGGCACUAUACUGCAGGCAAGCUCGUUCAGCUUGCCACAGAUGUUUGUUGGACGAAUCGUGUCGGGACUCGGCAACGGAAUCAAUACAGCCACGGCACCAAUUUGGCAAACAGAGACAUCCCAAUUGAAGUGGCGUGGAAAACUCGUUACUUUCGAAAUGAUGAUGAACAUUGCAGGCUACUGCCUCGUCAACUGGAUCAACUACGGGUUUUCGUUCGUUGGUGGACCGGUAGCAUGGCGAUUCCCUCUUGCCUUCCAGUUUGUGUUUCUCUUCGUUCUCUGGUUUACUACCCCCUGGCUUCCAGAGUCCCCUAGGUGGCUUAUCGCUCAUGGAAGAGAGGAAGAAGCGAUUGAGGUGCUGAGUUGCUUGGAGGCGAAGCCCAAAAAUGAUCCAUUCGUCGUCUCGCAGUGCCGAGAAAUCAGUUUCAGCGUCCGGUAUGAGCGCGAAAAUGGCGUGCGAUGGAGAGAUAUUUUCAAGAAGAGAGAAAAUGAUACCAAACCCCUUCGACGAUUGGUUCUUGGUGCUGGGAGUCAGUUCAUGCAGCAGUUCGGUGGCAUCAACAUCAUGUCCUAUUAUUUUCCUACCGUGUUGACCAAUUCCGUCGGCCUUUCCGACGAGCUAGCACGUCUCUUGACGGCAUGUAACGGUGUAUCAUACUUGAUGUUUUCCGGAAUUGCGGUGUUGUUGAUUGAGCGAGUCGGUCGACGCGGCUUGAUGAUAGCCUCCACGUUCAGCCAAUUUGCAUGCUUUUUGGUAAUUACCAUCUUGCUUCGCUACUCUGAGGCAAGUGACCAAGGAAAAGAAUAUGCAUCGGCAUCAGUAGCGUUCUUCUUCCUUUAUUUUGGCUCGUUUGGCAUUGGAAUGCUUGGAAUUCCAUGGCUAUAUCCGACCGAGAUCAACUCCCUGCCGAUGCGGACGAAAGGAGCUGCUGUUGCAACGGCUACGGACUGGAUCACAAACUUUGCCGUUGUUGAAGUUACCCCAAUUGGAAUUGAUAACCUGGGCUGGAAAUUCUGGGUCGUAUGGACUGUAACCAAUGCUGUCUUCCUGCCCAUUCUGUACCUUUUCUACCCUGAGACCGCCAACCGAAGUCUUGAAGAUAUGGACGCAUACUACAGAUCCAAUCCUUCAUUGAUUGUCGUUAAUGAUUCUGAUGCUAUUUCUCGGAAGCGGCCAGCAAAGUAUGUUGUGCAUGAAGCGGAGGUCGUGGAGAAGACGGCUGCAGGCAAGAAUUAUGCGUCUGAUGGGACAGUGGAUCACAUUGAGAGAACUAGUCAGGAAGAGACGGACUUCUAA
Talaromyces atroroseus is the source of this 1662-nucleotide messenger RNA. RefSeq lists its product as hypothetical. Gene Ontology annotation, biological process: carbohydrate transport; transmembrane transport. Lineage: Eukaryota; Fungi; Ascomycota; Eurotiomycetes; Eurotiales; Trichocomaceae. Gene Ontology annotation, cellular component: membrane. The coding region runs from base 1 to 1662 and encodes 553 amino acids. Gene Ontology annotation, molecular function: carbohydrate:proton symporter activity. The record is from RefSeq and is a predicted model, not a curated record. The transcript is spliced from 7 exons.